Pistacia vera is the source of this 1659-nucleotide messenger RNA. Its product is annotated as L-ascorbate oxidase homolog. Gene Ontology annotation, molecular function: oxidoreductase activity; copper ion binding. The transcript is spliced from 3 exons. NCBI's taxonomy places the organism in Eukaryota, Viridiplantae, Streptophyta, Magnoliopsida, Sapindales, Anacardiaceae. Bases 1 to 1659 code for a protein of 552 amino acids. The record is from RefSeq and is a predicted model, not a curated record.
AUGGAUACAGUAAUGAUAUUGCUUUUAACAUGCCUUAUUUCAACGUUAACAUUGGUGGUACGGGGUGAAGAUCCCUACUUAUUCUUCACGUGGAACGUGAGUUAUGGCACCAUCUCUCCCUUGGGAAUCUCCCAACAAGCUAUUCUUAUUAAUGGUGAAUUUCCUGGACCGAAUAUUAACUCCACCACCAACAACAAUGUCCAUAUCAAUGUCUUUAACAACCUUGACGAGCCAUUCCUUCUUACUUGGAGCGGCAUUCAACACAGAAAGAAUUCUUGGAGCGACGGAGUUAUCGGAACAAACUGCCCAAUUCCUCCAGGGACGAAUUACACUUACCGAUUCCAGGUGAAAGACCAGAUUGGUAGCUACAUUUACUAUCCCUCAACGGCCCUGCACAAGGUGGCCGGUGGCUUCGGUGGUCUCCGAAUUAAUACCCGUGAAUCCGUCUCCGUUCCUUAUGACAGAUAUCCUGAAGAUGACUACACUGUCCUUAUUGGUGAUUGGUAUACCAAGAGCCACACUGAUCUCAGGAAGAUCUUGGAUAGCGGUCGCCCCAUUGCGAGGCCUGAUGGUAUUCUCAUCAAUGGGAAAUCCGGGAAGCCCGAUGGACAGGGCGAGCCUCUUUUUACAAUGAAGUCUAACAAGACGUACAAAUAUAGAAUCUGCAAUGUUGGGCUCAAGACCUCGCUAAACUUCAGAAUCCAAGACCAUAAUAUGAAGCUUGUGGAGAUGGAGGGUUCGCACACCGUCCAGAACGUGUACGAUUCUCUAGACGUGCACGUUGGGCAGUGCUAUGGCGUGCUUGUGAUUGCUGACCAGGCCCCCAAGGACUACUACAUGGUUGCUUCCUCCCGAUUCACCAAGAAUAUCAUGACAACCACGGCAAUCAUCCAUUAUGUCGAUGGCAACGGACCGGCCUCCCCGGAUCUAGCCGAGCCUCCGGUUGGUUGGGCCUGGUCACUCAACCAGUUUCGUUCUUUCCGUUGGAACCUAACCGCCAGCGCUGCCAGACCGAACCCUCAGGGUUCCUUCCACUAUGGUGCCAUCAACAUCACCCGCACGAUCAGGCUCGUUAACACAGUCAGCAGGGUGGAUGACAAACUUCGUUAUGCCAUUAACGGUGUCUCUCACGUCGAUCCAGGCACCCCACUCAAGCUCGCAGAGUACUAUGGAGUCGCUGAUCAAGUUUUCAAGUAUGACUCAAUCGGUGAUGAGCCACCAGCUGAAAUUACAGACGUUUCACUGAAGCCCAAUGUCCUCAACAUGACCUUCCGCAACUUUGUGGAGAUCAUCCUGGAAAACCAGGAGAAGAGCAUCCAGUCAUGGCACUUGGAUGGCUACUCAUUCUUUGUCGUUGGAAUUGAGCCUGGAACCUGGAGUCCAGAAAAGAGAAAGAACUAUAACUUACUCGACGCAGUGAGCAGGCACACCGUACAAGUCUUCCCCAAAUCCUGGGCUGCCAUUCUCUUGACGUUCGACAAUGCUGGAAUGUGGAAUCUCAGGUCGGAGAAUUGGGAGAGGACUUACCUUGGGCAACAACUCUACGCAAGCGUUAUUUCUCCUGCACGCUCUCUCAGGGAUGAAUCCAACCUCCCCGAUCAAGCUCUUGUCUGUGGUAUUGUAAAGGACAUGCCCAAGCCCCCACCCUACAGCAAUUAA